This is a messenger RNA of Trametes versicolor FP-101664 SS1, 270 nucleotides long. RefSeq lists its product as uncharacterized. The record is from RefSeq and is a predicted model, not a curated record. The transcript has a single exon. NCBI's taxonomy places the organism in Eukaryota, Fungi, Basidiomycota, Agaricomycetes, Polyporales, Polyporaceae. The annotation marks the transcript as partial.
GACUGGGCUAACUGUCGCUUCUAUAUCGAGUUCAAGACGAGCGACGCUGGAAACGACCCUUGGGACGAUCGCUCUGGCAAGGCGGCGAACGAGGCGAAGACCCGCGCCCGUGUGCGAGCCCAACUGAUCGCGUACGCUAAGAACGUUUUCCUCUAUCAACAUCGGACCGCCCUCUUCUCCCUCUUCAUCAUCGGCAAUUCCUUCAGAGCUGCGCGGUGGGACAGAUCCGGCGUGAUCGUGUCGAAGAAGGUCGACUAUGCGGACGACCCG